GCGUCCUGCCCCGCUCCUUCCUGGCCGAGACCUAGGCCCGCCUGGCGGCCCAGGACCCUGCGGUGGCACCGGGGCAGCUGCGGGCGCUGGAGGGGGCGGCCGAGGGGCUGCAGGUGCACGUGGCAGUGCUGGGCCCCCGCCGCGCCGGCACCUCCAGCCUGGUGCAGGCCCUAAUGGGCUCCCCGCCCCGGCUCCAUGACCCUCGUGCCUUCUUCCAGCCACCGCCACCCACUCCGGUGCCGCCCACACCCCACGUGCCACCUGCGCUGCCCAGCGCCGUGCUCUGGGACCUGCCUGGGCCGGGGCCCGAUGAGGUGCCUGAGGCCUACGUAACACAGCUGCUGGGCCUGGCACCCUUUGCCUGCCUGGUGCUGGUGCUGCCGGGGCCGCCGGGUGGCAAUGAUGUGGCGAUGGUGCGGGCAGUGCAGGCACGGGCACGGGCGCUGCCUUGCCUGGUGGUGCGGACGGGUGCUGACCUGGCGCUGCACACAGCCAAGCGGCGUGGCCACACCAUAGCCCGGCUGCUACCCCAGCUCCGGGCCCAGGUGUCAGAGCCAUUGGCCCGGGCUGGUCUCAAACCCCUUGGCGUUGCUGCCGUGUCCACACUGGAGCCUGACCGCUUCGACUUUGCCUGGCUCGAGGAUGUGCUGGUGCGUGAAGUGCUGCAGCUGCCCAUGUUUGACCCUGGGGACCUGCUGGAGGAGCUGCCAGCUGUGCGAGAGCGGACGCUGCGGGCACUGACUGAGGCCUGUGCUGGGGGCAGCCUGGCCGAGGCCCCUGGCCUGCUCCGCGCCGCACUGGCUGAUGCCUCCCAGCUGCCCGUGGAUGUGGCCGUGGUGGGCCAGCCCGGCUCAGGCCAUACCUCCCUCAUCGCUGCACUGUGCGGCGAUGCCCCUGGCACCCACACGCUGCCUGGUGCCCCCGGCCUCACCCUGUGGGACCUGUCGGAUGCAGGCACUGUGGACCCAAGCCGCUAUGACCUGCUGUUGCUCACAACCUCCAACGUGUACUGCGAGCCCUUCAUCCGCCUGGCCCGGGCAGCCGUUGCUGCUGGCCGGGCCCUCAUCAUGGCCCUGACACAGGUGGAUGUGGACCUACGUGACCCCCCUGGCUCUGUGGGCCUGAGGGAGCAGCUGGUGCAGGAAGGCCUAGCUGAGACCCGCGUAUUCCUGGUAUCCUCCCACGAGCCCCAGGCUUUUGAGCUGGGCCGGCUGCGGCAGGCACUGGCCGAGGAGGCUGCGGGGCUUCAGCGAGCAGCACUGCCAGUCAUUAUUGGGCGCCUGGUGCGCAGGGAGCGGCGCCAGGUGCUGGCUGAGGCCUGGCGCCAGGCACUACAUGUCUGCCUGCGCCCCAUGGAGGAUGCUGGGCAUGGCCUGGCUACAGCCCUCCAGGCCAGCGCAGCCACCUUCGGGCUGGAUGAGGCCUCCCUCACUCGUAUGGCUAUAGCUGCCAAGCUGGAGCUCCGGGAACUGCAGGCCCAGAUCAGGUGCCCCUGGGCGCAGAUGGUGCAGCCCAGCAUGGUGCUGGAGGCUAUGGCACCGUCACCGUCCCUGGCUGCCCGGCUCUGGAGCUACGUGCCCUUCUGGGGCAGCCCGUCCGUGCCCCAGCCCCAGGUGACACUGGAGACAGCCUACCGUCUGCUGAGCCAGGCGGCAGUCGAGAUGGCCCUUGAUGCUGAGCGUGUGCUGCUGCGGGCCUGCACCCUGGGGUAGGGGCAGGACCCAGGUCGGAUGCAGCUGGCUCUGGGGUGGAGAUCAGGGCUGGGUGUAACAGGGCCUAGGAUGCUGCUGGCUCUGGGGUGGUUCCCCUCGUCCAACAACAUGACAGCGUUCCUUUAUGUCUCAGGGGUCACGCCGAUCCCAUCCCAGGGUCUUGCACCCAUACGUGUCUGUGUCCUGCCUAUGGGCCGUGGGGGUCUGCUGCAUGUGCCCCCCUGUGGCCCCUGCCUGUGGCCUCUGCAGAGCCCCGGAGCUGCUUCUGUCUGUUGAAAUAAAUGUUUUGCUUCCACUUGUGGCUGCCACCUCAU
Molecule: messenger RNA, 2026 nt
Organism: Alligator sinensis (Chinese alligator)
Lineage: Eukaryota; Metazoa; Chordata; Crocodylia; Alligatoridae
Exons: 2
Coding region: 174-1712 (512 amino acids)
Cellular component (GO): membrane
Molecular function (GO): GTP binding
Source: RefSeq, a predicted model, not a curated record